Rotaria socialis is the source of this 1197-nucleotide messenger RNA. Lineage: Eukaryota; Metazoa; Rotifera; Eurotatoria; Philodinida; Philodinidae. The record is from the annotation of a GenBank genome assembly.
AUGUCUGAAUUAUCUGGUCAGUGUGAAGAUGACGUAUGUUUAAAAGAAUGCAGUUCUUUGUCAAUACGUGUAUUUCCAUGUUUAUAUCAUUGUAAAAAAAUGCUAUGUAUUAGACAUUUAUCUGAACAUGAUAAAUGUACUGAGAAGCAAAUUCAAUCUAAAAAACAGUUAGAAAAUCUAUGGAAUAGUUAUAUUUUAAUAUUUAAUGAAGAUAAAGUUCAAGAAGAAUUUCAAAACUUAAAAAUGAAACUUGAAACUUUCCAAAAAUUACGUAAAGAUAUACAAAAUGUAUUAUCAAUAAAUAAUUUUCACGAUUCAAUGGAAAAUAAUCGAAAGCUUCAAAUUGCUAUUGAAACGGUGGAAAAAUUUAUGGAACAAGAAAAUCAAUCGAAAUCAACUAUUAAUGAUACUGAAUCAAAAGGCGAAUUAAUAACAGAUGAUUACGAAGAGAAUCAACAAACCAUCGAUUAUGAAUCUUUAUCCUUAUCAGUCAUUACGAACAAUGAUUCUGAAACUGUAGACUUUUGCCCUUCAGUAUUAAAUACUAAUGGAAAUUCACCGUUAACUGAACCAGACAACGAGUAUUUUCAAGACAUUGCCGAAUCUGAUGAUUAUGGAAAUUCAAUGGAAUUCGAAAAUGAAGAUAAUACAAUCGAAGCUAGUACUCUUGAAGACCAAAUUAAUAUCACACCAAAACGAAACAUGCCUGCAUCGAAAUUCCGUGGUUAUUGUCCAUUAACACAAGAUGGUGCCUUUGGUAUUAGUUGUCAGUUACAUGGAAUACGUUUAUGUCCAAAAAUAAAUGGAAAUCUACGUACAUUUCGUUUACAUGAACAUUUUCGUCGAGUUCAUCAUUUAACUCCAUUAGCAUCACUGACACUUGCUCGAGCUAUCCGUUCGGGUCUAAAUCCAAUGACAACACAAUUAUUUGAUGACAAUCAUAUUAUUUUAAAUAUAGAUGAAUUACGUACUGUUGCUUGUCCAAUAAACAAAGGCUUUAUCAACUAUCCAACACUUCAUAUAUUGAAUUCACCAUGUGAUACAAUCAAACAAGUACGACAACUUAGAGAUCAUCUUAAACGUGUACAUAAAUUUACAAGUAAAGCAACCAAUAUUAUUAUUAAAGCAGUGAAAACUGAUACACCAAUACAUAUGAUUCAAUUUCCACGAUGGAUUGAUAUUAUUGAAGAUGAAUAA